AUGAUUAGCUUCUCACGACCACCUCCCGAUCAGGAAUUGUCCAGGAGGCGCUCUGCGAGGAGGAAGUCCAGGUCCGGGAGCCGCUCGGCGAGGAGGAAGUCCAGGUCCGGGAGCCGCUCGGCGAGGAGGAAGUCCAAGUCCAGGAGCCGCUCUGCGAGGAGGAAGUCUAGGUCAAGGUCAGCCCACCGGUCCUCCCGGAGAACCCGCUCACGCUCGGCGUCGCGUGGCCGCAGGAGGCCCCCCUACAGCCAGAGGGACCGCUGGAAACGCGAGCCCAGCCGCUCCCCCGUUCUCAUCCUGCGCAAGAAGCGGUCGCCUCCGAGGAAGGAGCGCAGCGCCAGCCCCAAGCGCAUCAGUGAACUGGAUAAGGAGCAGCUCCUGGAAAUAGCCAAGGCCAACGCCGCCGCCAUGUGUGUGAAGGCCGGCAUGCCCGUCCCCGCCAGCCUCAGGUCGGCCAUGCUGCCUCUGGCGCUGCCCGGCGUAGCCAUGAACGCUGCCAUGGCCAGCAUGACCGCCGCUUCUGUGACGGCGGCGCUGUCCAACAUUGGAACUCUGUCCUCGCUGCUGCCGGUGCCCUCUGUCAGUAACAAGCCCGUCCAGGCCAACAUGGCCGCCCUGGAGGAAGUGAAGAGGAAAGUGGCAAAGCAGGCUAACAGUAUUAGCAUUAAGGAGUUUACUGAUGUAAGAGCCUGGAUCAGAUGCUUUCUAAAUGUGUUUAAAGUUUGGUCCUAUAUGUUAAAAAAAAUAAUUAUUAAUUAUUUUAGGACUGGAGGGUUUUGGCUGAAGAUGAUUUCCCACAGAUACAACAAUCAAAAUGAGAAAAAUGGGUUUUAUAACUUUGAAAUGCUUUUGUUUUUCUGUCACCGUCAGAGCACGACGGUGCGCCCGUCGGCGUGGAGCGACGUAGACAUGGCCAAGGAGUUUCCUGUGUCGUCAGGGUCCCAGCAUCGUAAGAAGGAGGGCGAGGGAGUGGUGGCCUAUGGAGAGUGGGUUCCAGUGGAGAAGACGGCUGAGAAAGCCACUUUUCCUUCCAAGAAGGCCCCCCCAGCGCCGUGUGACGCGGCUGUGGCGGAUCCAGGGUUAGCAGACGUCGGCGAGCAGCAGCCACCGCCGCUUCCCGACAGCGACAGCGUGUUCCCGGAAACACGGCAGCAGCCCGUGGACAUCUCCCAGGCCGUGACGGAGCGAAUCAAAGCUCAGAGGCGAUUGGCUGAGAACCCCUAUGACAUCAGCGCCAUUUGUAUGCUGAGCCGCGCGCAGGAGCAGGUGGACGCAUGGGCUCAGUCCAGUAACGUUCCUGGUCUGUUCACUGGUUCUACUGGAGCUCAGGUUCUUAGCUCAGAGGAGCUGUCCACCAGCGGACCGCAGGCCUGGCUCAAGAAGGACCAGUUCCUAAGGGCGGCUCCGGUGUCGGGGGGUGUCGGUGAGUUCCUCAUGAGGAAGAUGGGCUGGAGGACGGGCGAGGGCUUAGGGAGGAACCGCGAGGGGACGGUGGAACCCAUCGUCAUCGACUUCAAAGUGGACAGAAAAGGUCUUGUUGCUGAGGGAGAAAAGCCACAGAAGCAAACAGGAGGGCUGGUUGUUACCAAGGACCUGAUGGGGAAGCACCCGGUCUCCGCUCUCAUCGAGCUGUGCAACAAGAAACGGAUCGUGCAGCCGGACUUCGUCAUGGUCAACCACAGCGGCCCAGAUCACCGCAAGAGUUUCCUCUUCAAGGUGACGGUGAACGGCGUGGACUACCAGCCGCAGACCGCCAGCCCCAAUAAGAAGCACGCCAAGGCAAUGGCCGCCACCGUGGCCCUGCAGGCCCUGGGAGAGGUUCCCGUAGACGGACCUGGACUGUAUACCGGCCCGGUCUUCACUGCCGCCUCUACCGGCCCUCUUUUCUCCACGUAGAGCUGCUUCCUGUUUCCUGUUCCGCCUGGAACCGAGCCGCUCGGCUGAUUGUAUUGCAUGUCCCGUGCGUUUGUAAGUUCUGUAAAUAUGUACAGCGAGUCUCGUUUGAAUCUUUUCUCAGUCCAGACUAGCGGAAGCCUUCUAGCCUCCUGAUGUUGCAGUUUUAUCCUCCGAGGCUUUUAAAGAUGAUCAAUGCCUUCAUUCUGAUGUUAUGCAAACUGAAAUAAAGAUUUUAUUUAUGUAACCUGGUCAGUAACCUUCAGCCUUGAGUUUUCUGGGUGGAAAUAUAAAGAAAAACUAGAGGGAGACGCUGAGGGUGGGAAGAAACGUCGAGAACGGCCACCAGAAUGCAGAAUGGAUGUACGGCUGCUGACCUACGGACCUACUGAGACCACCUUCAGCCGAUCCGACCCACGGCUGGUCUUCUGUGAUUGAAGUUAGCGGUUUUCCAGGAGGAACUAGUUUCUGGGGGUGCAGCAGAGGCUGCUUUUUAUUUAUGAGGAACCGUCCUGUUUCUGAACGGCUCUAAAAG
Molecule: messenger RNA, 2428 nt
Organism: Cyprinodon variegatus (sheepshead minnow)
Lineage: Eukaryota; Metazoa; Chordata; Actinopteri; Cyprinodontiformes; Cyprinodontidae
Gene: sonb
Product: protein SON-like
Exons: 14
Coding region: 1-1896 (631 amino acids)
Biological process (GO): regulation of mRNA splicing, via spliceosome; regulation of cell cycle
Molecular function (GO): RNA binding
Source: RefSeq, a predicted model, not a curated record